GUUGGCCAAACGGCACCCACCUGCUCAACACCUGAUGUAGGUAAGGAGGCAGGUGGACCAAAGGGACCAGGACACACCCUCACAAUCAGCUGGUGGAAGUGUGGUGGACGGCACAGACAGAGAUGGGUUAUGUGACAUCGGGUGAUUGACAAGUGGGUGGCUCCGCCCAUCUGUCAAACGCAGUGUUGGAUCCAGACCCCCCACUCUUGUCCUCUAGCUGCAUCGUUUCCAGAUGCAAGUCCGUUCUCUUUUGAGGGAAGUCACCCGGACAAUAUUUUCCCAGCCUCCUUGGGGGAGAAUGCAAGGGCAUCUGGGGAGAGGUUUUCUUACAGUCUAGGGCAGGUGUUGCGUUCCAGCUCCCAUCAGCCCCUGCCGUCAUGACAAAAAAGGAGGCAGAGUGGGAGUUGGCAUCCAGAACCUCUGGAGGGCAAACAAGCUCUGGAAAGCUGGAUGAUGAUGAUGAUGAUUUAAUUAAAUUUGUACACCAUCCUUCAUCUGAAGAGCACAGGGUGGUUCACAACAUAAAAAUACAGGAAAGCAUAAAAUACAUAAUAAAACAAAAGCAAAGGGAGAGGCAUGUGUAAGAGACUCAUUUAGAAUUAUAUUUCGGGAAUGAAUGAUUCCUGUUCUUAUGUAGCUGCAUUAUUUUUAUACGUUCUGGAUGUCCCAUCAUCACAAAGUAUUUGUGCCCUGUGUUAUAAAACAAGCACUGCUAGGAAUUGUUUCUCUUUGUUUCCCAAUGUAUCAAUUAAAAAAAAAAAGGGUGUGGUGCAAGCAAAUUUUUAUUUGGCCUGGAGAAAAAAGUUUGAGAACCACUAAUGGAAAACGAAUGUCAAAUAUUGGGGGUGAUCACGGCCAUCUCUUGGUGAAAUAUGUUUAUGCUCCUUAAAAAAGAAAAGAAAAGAUACCCAUCACUUUCCCAAGACACUCUCUCAGUAUCCUUAAAUGCUUCUGGGAAUUGCAGCUGGAGAGAAUGUUGGCGGAUUUAGCAGGACUAUUGGGUUGGCCACUGUGAGAGGCUGGGUUAGAUGGGCCUUGGGCCUGAUCCAGCGUCCAGACUCUUCUUACCUUCUUACCUGCUGACAUUUCAGGUGUCGGGGCGGCACCUGGAGGCGGCAGUGACUUUCCCCAGGAAAGAGGAAACUUUGUUCCAAAAUUCCCAGCGGCACCUCGAUGGGGAGUUUUAUCCAGAGAAGAAAGAGGAAACAAGCGUGAUGGGUGACGAUAGGCAGGAGAGCGAGGAUGAGGUGGAACCUCGGGAAGUAUCGGCAAAAAGAGGCGAGCGUCUGGAGAUGCCCGAGAAAGCUGGAGCUCAAAAUUGCUCAGAGACAGAGGAGGGAAAUUGGUGGGGUGAUCAUAAUGGGGAUUCGUCUAUGAUCCCAGUUCAAAAUGAGAAAGACAGUGGGAAGAGAGAGUAUAAUUGCCCUAUAUGUGAGAGCACCUUCAGUAGUGAAUUAAACCUGGAGGGACACCAGCGAACUCACACCGGGGAGAAGCCAUAUAGGUGUCUGGAGUGUGGAAAGAGCUUCAAUUGGAGCACGAAUCUGAUUAGACAUCAGAUAAUACACAGAGGGGAGAAACCUUACAAAUGCACAGAGUGUCGUAAGAGCUUCAACUGGAGCACACACCUUAUAAGACAUCAGAGAAUCCACACCGGGGAGAAGCCGUACAUAUGCCUGGAGUGUGGGAAGAGCUUCAGUUCGAGCACGAGCCUGGCGUACCACCAGAAAACCCACACAGGGGAGAAGCCGUACAAAUGCUCAGACUGCAGCAUGAGUUUCUGCGUCAAAUCCAGCCUUAUGAGACAUCAGAGAAUCCACACGGGGGAGAAGCCGUACAGUUGCUUCGACUGCGGAAUGAACUUCACGGCCAAGUCGGACCUCACUCUGCACCAGAGGGUCCACACGGGGGAGAAGCCGUACAAAUGCUCCGAGUGCGGGAAGAAGUUUGGCCGGAGGAUAAACCUCACUUCCCAUCAGAGAACUCACACGGGGGAGAGGCCGUACAAAUGCUCCGAGUGCGGGAAAAGCUUUCGUAACACGUCGCACCUCCUUCGGCACAGGCGGAUCCACACGGGAGAGAAGCCUUAUAAAUGUCUGGCCUGCGGGAGGCAGUUUAGUCGGUGCGAGCAACUCACUUCCCAUCAAAGAAUUCACAUUGGGGAGAAUCCCUAAAAGCACAUGGAAAGUGUUUCAGUCAAAAUGCUGCCCUCACUUCACAUCAGAGAAGUUUGCUCCCAUAAAACAGUAAAAAUGGACUCCAGGAGGAGGAGCUAUGUGAGGCUUACGUCUUGAGUAUUAUUAUUAUUUAUUGAAUUUAUAUACCGCCCUAUACCCAGAGGUUUUAGGGUGGUUCACAUAAAAGAUCACAAUAUAUAAAAUCAAAGUAAAAACAAUAACCCAAUAGCACACGCAUGCACACACAAAAAGAGCCGCAUUUUAAAAGGGUACAGGAUGUCGAUCAGGUCAGCCAAAGGCCUGGUUAAAAAGGAACGUUUUUGCCUGGCACCUAAAGGUGUAUAAUAAAGGUGCCAGGUGAACUUCCCUGGGGAGAGCAUUCCACAGACAGGGAGCCACUGCAGAGAAGGCCCUGUUCUUGUGUUGCCACCCUCCUGAUCUCUUGAGGAGGAGGCACACCAAGGAGGGCCUCAGAUGAUGAUCUCAGGGUCUGGUUAGGUUCAAAGGAAAAGAGGUAGUCCUUGAGGUAUUGCGGUCCUGAGCCAUUUAAGGCUUUAUAGGUCAAAACCAGCCUUUGAAUUGGGCCCGGAAACUAAUUGGUAGCCAGUGUAGUCGGAACAGGAUCGAUGUAAUAUGCUCAAAGCGUCUUGCUUCAGUAAGCCGCUGAAAUCUGCACUAGCUGAAGUUUCCAAACAGUCUGCAGAGGCAGCCCUAUGUAUAACACAUUGCAGUAAUCUAACCCUGAGGUUACCAGAACAUAGACAACAGUAGCUAGGCUAUCUCUGUCCAGAUAGGGGCGUAGCUGGGCCACCAGCUCAAGCUGAUGGAAAGCACCCUGGGCCACUGAAGCCACCUGAGCCUUGAGCGACAGCAAAGGAUCCAGGAGUACCCCCCAAACUACGAACCUGCUCCUUCAGAGGACGUGUAACCCCAUCAAGAGCAGGCGACCUUCUAGCCAUCUGCUCUAGGGAACCAACCAUCAACAGUGCCUCAGUUUUAACUGGAUUGAAUAGGUGUGGUUAGGAUUGUGAAGUAACCUGAUGGGCUGUUAAGAGUCUUAGCAAAAUGGCCCGGAUGUCCCUUGACGGCACCAGCCUUUGGAAUGUGACCCCGCUUCGGAUUUUUUUGGGGAGGAAGGACAAGACACGAGGUGGGCGUUUUUCCAAAAUCACCAGGGGCUGAAAGCGCUUAGCUGGAGUUGGUCAAAACAGCAUAGGAUUUGGGGUAGCCUUGUUUCCAGAUUGGUCUUCUUGUAUUUCUGUAAAUAAACAAUGUCUAGAGUGACACCCCUGCGUUUCUCUUGCUUAACAGAAGCUAAACCCCACAGGCUUCUCUCUGCAAUUCCUACUGUUUCAGGGAGUGGGGAAUAUUCACCUAUACAGCAGCCAUUUAAUGGCUGCUAUAGCUCAUAAAGAUUAGAGACCGGACUUCUGCAGUGGAUACCAGCCAUGGCAGCCUACAGGUGCCUCUGAAUACCAGCCGACGGGAAUCGCAAGUGGGGAGGGUGUGGCUGUUGUGCUCAGCUCCUGGUUGUUGGCUUCCCCUUGGGCCAUUUGGCUGGACACAGUGAGAACAGGAUACAGUGGUAUCUCUGGUUACAAACUGAAUCCGUUCCGGAGGUCUGUUCGUAAUCAGAAACCGUUCUUAUCCUGAGGCGCGAUUUCGCUAAUGGUGUUUCCCACCACACGCGCCUCCAGCACACGAUUUUUGCUCACAUCCCGGGGCAAAGUUCGCAACCAGGAGCAGCAACGUCCAGGUUAGUGGAGCUCAUAACCCACAGCGUGCGCAACCAGAAGCGUGCGUAACCAGAGGUACCACUGUACUGGACUAAAUAUGGCAGCCAGGCUCCAAUUUGCCCCCCCCCCCACGAACCGUGAUUCUUCUUUAAGAUAAUAGUUAUUGAGUUUCAUUCAUGAUGAACUGCUUUUUUUAAUUUUACGGCGUUUCCACUUCUUUUCUCACAUUGCACUGUGAUUUAUUGAUUUUUUUAAAUGUAGAUAAAUGUAACUUCUCAGUGCAUAAAUAAAAAUCUCCAAAAGUCCGAUUGUCACCUUAAGUUAUAAGAGGAUAGGUCGUGGUUCAGCAACAGAGUACUUGCAUUGCAUGCAGAGGGUUCUGGGUUCAAUCCUGGUAUCUCUAGGUAGGACUUCGAUAGGUGCUCUGCCUUAAAACCCUGAAGACCCACCACCAACCAGUGUAGCCAAAAGCCCAGCGUCUGUGAGGAUGGCAGAGCUUCGGGACUCUUCCCCCCCCCCCCCCCCCGCCCUCGUAGCUUGACCUCAGUGUCCAGGCUGAACGAUAGGGGUGGAGACGCUCCUUCAGGUAUACUGGGCCAAGGCCGUUUAGGGCUUUAAAAUUCAGCACCAACACUUUGAAUUGUGCUUGGAAACGUCCUGGGAGCCAAUGUAGGUCUUUCAGGACUGGUGUUAUGUGGUCUCACUGCAAGGUUGUUAGGAGGAUAAAACUGGGGGAGGAAGUGGGGCGCAGACUCUAGCUUCUUGCAGGAAAGGCAGGAGAUAAAUGGAAUAAUAAUAAUUUUUUAAAAACAAAAACAAAACAUAUCUCUCUGAAACACUGGGACUCUAGUUCCCAAGAAUUUAGCCUUGUCAAUUAGUGAGCCAAGAAACUAGUGCAGUGCAAAUUCCUUGCUGCAAUUCAACACACAUUCUCCCUCUGCAACCUGUAGAAUUGGGUUUCCGAAAUUGGUCUGCAAACCUCAUCCAGGUUUAUCAUGGCAUGCCUGGUUGUUGUUUUUAAUAAAUGCAAUUAAAACUUCACAGUGCAUUACAAUUGCUACAGCCUACAACCGACAGAUUAAUAAUAAUAAUAAUAAUAAUAAUAAUAAUAAUAAUAAUAAUAAUAAUAUGGUCCCCUAAGACCCUCAGGCAUUUUCAAGUGGAUCAUGGGAGGAAACAAAGUUUGGGAACCAUAGAGAUGGAAGGGACCCCGCUGGUCAUCUAGUCUAAUCCCAGCAGUGCGGGAAUUGCAGUUAAAGAAUCUGCCUGACCUCUGUUUUAAAACCUCCAUUGAAGGAGUUUCCACCACCUCCCACCUGCUGUAGAGUGUAUAUAUAAUUAGGUAUCACAGCAAACUUUUGCAACUCCAUGCUGAACAGAACGGGACUUACUCCUAGGUAAAAAUGUGUAUGGGAUUGCAGCCUAUUGGGCUCUGCCACCUCUCGCCGUCUGAUAUUUGGACACUCUUAAUUUUCUUUUUUCGUUUAAUUUGUUUUUGGGACUGUGUGGAACCGAGUUCAGCUACUGAUUGAUUGAUUGUGUGACUGCGGAAAUGGAUAAAAGCCCCUCCUCCAAACAAUGUCUAUCAUCA
Messenger RNA from Zootoca vivipara (common lizard), 5504 nucleotides. NCBI's taxonomy places the organism in Eukaryota, Metazoa, Chordata, Lepidosauria, Squamata, Lacertidae. The record is from RefSeq and is a predicted model, not a curated record.